Messenger RNA from Penicillium pulvis, 3111 nucleotides. RefSeq names its product sodium/calcium exchanger protein. The coding region runs from base 1 to 3111 and encodes 1036 amino acids. Gene Ontology annotation, molecular function: monoatomic cation transmembrane transporter activity. The record is from RefSeq and is a predicted model, not a curated record. Gene Ontology annotation, cellular component: membrane. Gene Ontology annotation, biological process: monoatomic cation transport; intracellular calcium ion homeostasis; transmembrane transport. Lineage: Eukaryota; Fungi; Ascomycota; Eurotiomycetes; Eurotiales; Aspergillaceae. The transcript is spliced from 2 exons.
AUGAACCAACUUCCAAUGAUCCUGCGGCCUGCCGUUCGCAAAGGGCCUCGGUAUUCCGUUCGCCCGUUCUACACUACACUCUUGGUGUUCGCGGCCCUUGUGGCACUGAGCUGGGCUGUACGCAGCAAUAUAAUUGGACAAUCCCCACGACGUACCACUACGAAUGUGCUCCUGGCCAGGAGAGAAAAUGAACCAGAGUGCCGUCAAGUUCGUGAUGUCAAGGACCAAUGCGCUUAUAUCCAUGCCAACUGCCCCGACCAUGAAGAUGGCCUACUAUCCUACUUGCAGCUAUAUUACUGUACUCUGGCAGAUGCGAAACCGCUGGCUUUCACAAUCCUCAUACUUUGGCUAUCGCUCCUAUUUAGUACAAUUGGUAUAGCGGCCAGUGACUUCUUGUGUAUUGACCUGAGCACACUGGCAAGCAUUCUAGGGCUAAGUGAAAGUCUUACCGGCGUCACCUUCCUCGCGUUUGGCAAUGGCAGCCCCGAUGUCUUUUCCACAUUCGCCGCAAUGCGCUCAAAUAGCGGCAGCUUGGCCAUUGGCGAGCUGAUUGGGGCUGCCAGUUUUAUCACCUCAGUUGUGGCCGGUUCCAUGGCUUUGGUCCGACCUUUUAAAGUGGCACGCCGGAGCUUUGUCCGCGAUAUAGGGUACUUUGUGGUUGCUGUUACUUUCAGCAUGUUCCUGUUGGCUGAUGGCCGACUUCAUGUGUGGGAAUCCGCGGCAAUGGUGGGACUGUACGUUUUUUACGUCUUUAUGGUCGUGACCUGGCACUGGUAUUUGGUCCGGCGCCGCCGGAAGUACGAAAGAGACCUUGCGGCACGAACCCACUUCCACAUCCCAGAUAAUCAAGAAUUGGAUGUUGAAGAACCUAUAGAAGACGAUGAUCCGGGAGUUGCCUCGGAAUCACGAAGCCUUCUUCGUGGUGCAUCGACUGAUGACUUUGACCUGUUGGAACGGACUGAAGGAAUUCCUCUUUGGAAAGAACAAGAGGAUGAAGAUGACGAGACCCGGAACCGCUAUCUUGCUGAAAUCAGCGACAAUAUGCAUGUAUAUCGUCCGCCCAAUCGGUCUCGACGAAACACGAUGAAUCCCAUUCGGCCCAGUCUCGUUGGUGCACUGGAAUUCCAGUCGGUGCUCCAUUCGCUCCAGAAAUCAAGGAACACGAAUAUCAACCCAACUAUCAGCUUGAGUAGCUACUCGGACGACGGUGAAAAUUCUCAAGCUUUCGACACUCGGUCUAUUGCAUCACAUCCUCGUGCCACCAGGCCAUCUACUACCAAUGACCGCCUUUCGCCGCAAAGUGCAUCCGGCUCUUCACGAGUUCGUGCGGUGUCGGCCAAUGACGCUGAUGGAUUACAAAUUGACACCAGUGUUUUAGGUCGCCACACAGACAAGACGCCACGCCUGACUGUGAGGCGGCCCUCCAAUGAAGCCGGUGACUCGGCUCCCUUCGUGGCCCCUGAACUGCCCCGUAUAGACACUAGUGCUGAACUAACGGCAUCGCCAUCAUCUUCCGCCGUGUCAUCCACAUGUGGAAGUCCAGUAGAUGCAGCAGCUCCACAGACUCCAGACCUACUGGCUCCCCCAGGAGCAUUCCAGUCUCCGAACUAUCUCACUGGCGCGACGCACGACCGAUCCCCCGCUCCUGUAUCCCCGCGGGGUGGUUCCAGUCUUCGAACCGGACUUGCACUGGAGAGUCCCUCCGCACCGUUUCCCGCGUUUAUUGAUAUGCCAUCCCGUCCAUCUUCUCGUCCACCUAGCAUUCGACUCCCCUAUCCAGCCAGUCCAUCGGAGCCUUUUCUAGUUCAUGACAGCAUUAAUGACAUCGACAAUGAUAACAAUGCCUCAUUGCGGAAUCCCUUCAAGCGUUUCUGGCCUUACUCGGUUCUCCCCGCUCCCUCGCAUAUUUGUUGCACACUUUUUCCAACCUUGGCGGGAUGGAAGUCAAAGAACUUCAUGGAGCGAUGUCUGGGCAUCGUUGCUGCGCCCAGUGUAUUCCUUCUCACCAUCACCGUCCCGGUCAUUGAGCCUCAUGCUCCCGAGUCCUUGGAGCCAGACAUGAUACCCGCUGUGGUCGUAGACGAAUUUAAUGACAAUGCCAACCCUGCUCCGAGAGUCAUGCUGCCGGCCGAUAGUCCAUUGCAGUCGCCUAUUCUGCUUGGUCGCCACGACUCUGUGCCUCACGUAUCAGUAUCGAAUUCCCAUCGCAAGUCAACCAUUCAGGAUCCAACUAGUCGUCCGCGCUGGGACUCGGAGCUUCCGGCCGCACCACCGGUCAUGUGUGAGCCAUCAACGCCAGCCAGGGAUUGGAAUCGUUGGCUUGUUAUAAUGCAGCUUUUCACCGGUCCAUUCUUCUUUGUCCUCAUUGCAUGGUCAACUUUGGACGAAGACCUCAAUCCCCGAAAUCUUCUUUUCCCCACUCUGGUUUCCCUUCUAUUCUCCUUCAUCUUUCUCUCGCUUCUCUUAACCACCACCCGGCGUCGUCCUUGGCACCGACAGGCCUUUACAGACCCAGCCAGUCAACAGCGCCAAGGAUCGCUUGAUGUGAUUCCACCCCCAUCCCUUCCAUCCUCGUGGAGACCUUUCCUCUCUCUGCUUGGAUUUUUGGUUGCUAUUUCCUGGAUCGCAACAAUCGCCACAGAGGUGGUCUCUUUACUGAAAACCAUCGGUGUCAUUCUCGAUAUCUCAGACUCACUGCUAGGCUUGACUGUCUUUGCCGUGGGUAAUUCUCUCGGCGAUCUUGUCGCAGAUAUCACCGUUGCCCGCCUUGGUUACCCUGUCAUGGCCCUCAGUGCGUGCUUUGGCGGCCCGAUGCUCAACAUCUUGCUUGGAAUUGGCCUUGGAGGCUUAUAUAUGACACUGAAUGGAGGCAAAACACGUCGACAUGACGAAAUUCUUGGUAGAGCUGUCUCUUCGAAGCCAGUUUCUUAUGAGAUCGCCAUAUCCAAGGUGCUAGUUAUCAGUGGCGCUACCCUUUUGAUGGUCCUGGUCGGUCUUUUGAUUGUGGUCCCUUUGAAUGGUUGGCGCAUGGACCGCAAGAUCGGAUGGGGUCUCAUCGCUGUGUGGUGUGUGAGUACCUUAGGAAAUGUGAUUGCGGAGAUUGUAAUUUAA